Sebastes umbrosus (honeycomb rockfish) is the source of this 1997-nucleotide messenger RNA. RefSeq names its product chromosome 15 C18orf21 homolog (gene rmp24). The transcript is spliced from 5 exons. Lineage: Eukaryota; Metazoa; Chordata; Actinopteri; Perciformes; Sebastidae. The record is from RefSeq and is a predicted model, not a curated record. The coding region runs from base 325 to 1017 and encodes 230 amino acids.
UUACUCAAUCUCCCACAAGGCACCGCGGUGCGAGCAACGUCACUAUCUUGCGACCCAACGUGGAUUUGCUGUAACUUGUAACCCAGCGAUAUGCUCAGCGAUAGCUUUAUCUAGAUUACAAUUAACACAUUUUUAACACUCGACCGCUGCAGCUCCAGCAGUGUAUGUGUCUGAACGCUCUUUUAACCUCCAUUUCCACCAUUUAAGGUUUCCAGAAGAAGUUUUAACGCAGUGUUUUAAGUCUUUCCACGUGUCGCAGCUAGCUAGCUAAUGCUAACGAACCCUGGUUACCCAUAGUUACCCUGGUUACCCUGGUUACCCUGCAUGACAAUGAAGACCCUUGACGACCAAGCAGCCCGCUUCCUCUUAGACGCCUCCUCGCUGUAUAAAGACACAUGUCCGGAGCUGUCACGGUUCUUAAUGCAGUGGCCUGUAAAUGCAACACCGAAGAAGAAAUUCUCCGAUCUGCUGCAGUGCACCUUGGUGUGUCCAUACUGUUAUCAGUGGCUGCAGCCUGACAACCACCGGAUGCGUCUGCAGCCCAAGAAGCGUCCAUCAGCACGGGUGCAGAGUAUCCUGCGCAGGAAGGCCAGGGGCAAGCGACUCAGCCUGCUGCAGAACAAUCUGCUGAAACGCUUCCAAAGGUCCUCUUCUGUACUGAUGGCCACCUGCCACACUUGCAAUAAGACAUCCAGACACAAAGGAAUGAACAGGGAGUUCAUAGCUACCCUCGCUAAGACCCACGGCGCACCAGGGAGCGCUGGCAAGCACAAGACCCCGCAGUUAACCCACAGAGCCGGCUCGGCAACCCCCAAGACUCCUGGCAAAGACAAGACACCUGCUCAUACACCUAGGUCCUCCACCUCUUCCUCUACCACUCCAGGGUCAGGCUCAUCUUCCUCCAAGACUCCUAAAGCUAAAAACUGGGUCGUCCAGCGUCUCAGCAAGAUACUCAUGCGAGAGGACAACCAGGGCAGCAAGAAAGGGGGCUUGAAAGACUUUCUCUCCUCACUUUGAGUAUCUCCCUGUGUAAACUGUAAAAAGCAAGGGGUUAGACCCAUGUUUUACACCAGAAGGCUGAGGGGAAACUUUGGUUUCCGAGCCAGCGUGGGAAGGGUUACAGUUUGCCCACCAACACGGCUAUUGCCGGGCUGUUUGGAAUGGCCCUCCUGUGGUAUCCUGAACGCAACAACUGGGAGCACUGUGCUAGGCUAUUUCAACUAUUAAUCAGGGUUACUGUAUCUUCUGCUGAGCCAGUCGGAGGAGCUUUGUCUAAUUUAGCACAUGCCUCUUAUAAUCUCCUAAACAUGGGGACGUUAUUUUAAGUGGAAUGUUUGGGGAAUUAUUCAGUGUUUAUCAAAUGGCUGAAACAUGGCAGGAAGCCCAGCUGUGUUCUGUGGUGGCGUUUGUGGCAUGACAAGCUGGUUUACAUGCCAAUAUCCUGAACCAUUUAUUUUCUAAAGUUAUAAGUAAACAUUUCUAUGAUACGCAUAUGUAAAACUAUUUCGUAUUCAUAUUAUUUUUGUAUUGGAAUUUAUUUUCUUGCUUUAUUUUUUGUGCCUGUGUAAAUUAAUUUGGCAUUAGCUAAACAUGACCUGAUUGACAAAUGUAUAUAUGUUGUCACAUUUUUGUACAUGCAUGCAAAUGAUUUUGAAACUGUGCACAGUCACCUGUGAAGACAUUUGUAAUUAUCAUCUAAAAUGGGACUCACCAGUUGCUGUUUACAUUGAAUAGGCACAUCUGCCUAAAACCUGUACCAAAAGACUUAUUGACAAUCAUAAUUUCUUUAUAUAUUUUCUUUCGGCUAUAUGUUUUUUGAAAGGUUACUCGUUUCUUCUUUUUGUUAAGAGCAGGGAUUUGAAUAUAUCUACUGCGUUUUGUACUGCCUGAUUACCUCCCUGUUUCCAUUAGCUGUUUAAAUCCAGAAAUACCUCACAUUUGUAUUCCACCUACACCCCGAUUCUCUGAAAUAAAACCUUUUCUGUCUGUGAAACUGA